CCACAACGACAAUUACGACGCGCAACGGCCGCAAUGCAACCAAACGCGCCGGCGAGCCAUUCUCGCCUCCUUAACGCGUUGGACGAUAGUUUUAGGCCACUUCAGCUGUCAAAUGGUCUUGCAACUAAUGACAGGGUGCGCGCGCUACGCGAAGCCCGUGCCAAACAGGUUGUCUCGUCUUCCUCACAACAAAUGGCGGACGCGGAAUUUUUGUCGAGUUCAAUGGCCCGGGGUCGCCGUUCUAUUGGUGGGGCUGGAGGAUUUAGCUUAAACUACGACGACGAGACACCGAUUAGAUCAAUAGAUGUUGGUGGGCCUGACCAGCAACAAAAACUAGAGGAAUUCGUUGCUCAGUUCGUUACUAGUGCAAUCGACAAUGUCAGUCACGGGUUGACCGUCAAAUCUGCUAUGAAAAGCCUUGGCCUCAAAGAUGAGAAAGAUACUGUACCUGGACUGGAAAUCCGGCUCCUACCACACCAGCUAAUAGGUGUUAACUGGAUGCUCGACAAGGAAAAGAGUAAAGAUAAAGGCGGCAUCUUGGCGGAUGAUAUGGGUCUCGGGAAAACAGUGCAGAUGAUCGCUACUAUGCUAUUGCACAUGCCUAAUAUUGACAGCGAAGUUUGCCGGACAACGCUGAUUGUCGUUCCUGCUGCUCUUCUACAACAGUGGAAGGAAGAAAUCGAGCAGAAAACAGGAGGGACACUUACGGUCCAUAUUCACCAUGGCAAGGACAAAAUCAAGAGAAAGUCACAAAUCGAUUCUUACGACGUCAUCGUCACUACAUAUCAAACUCUCAACGGGGAUUUUGCUAUUCCCAAAGAUGUCGGUCCAACUGAAGAAGCUGAAUGGCUUUUUGAAUACGGUGGCAUACUUGCGCAGACACGUUUCUAUCGUGUCAUUGCAGAUGAAGCGCAAUAUAUCCGGAAUCGAUCGACGCGGUCGAGUGUCAGCUUAGCUCACGUUAAGGCAAAAUACAGGUGGAUGCUCACUGGCACCCCUGUCACCAACACUCUCGCCGACAUCUAUGGUCUUCUGAGGUUUGGGCGUUUCAGACCCUGGAAUGAUUGGAAUGACUUUAACGAACACGUGGCGCGUGUUCAGAGCGAAGACGCCGUACUCGCAGGUGAAAGGGCCAGACAAAUUUUACGCCCAAUAUUACUUCGCCGGACGAAGGGUUCCAUGCUCGAAGGAAAGCCGAUCUUGGAGCUUCCGCCAAAGGAUAUCGCGAUCGUCAACCUUGAAUUUUCAGAAGAGGAGAGAGAGCUUUACAACUCCUUUGAGUCCCGAAGUAAAAUUCGACUCAGCAAAUUUAUCAAGGAAAGGACCCUUGUCAAGAACCACGCCGCUGUUCUGGUUAUGAUUCUACGGCUCCGACAGUUGUGCUGUCACCCAAAUUUGAUUUUGUCUUUAACAGACAGCUAUGACGAUCCCACGAUGUUACUAGCGGGAGAAGCUGAGAAGGAACUAUCCCGUGCUUUGAAAUUUCGAGGCCGGCAGUGGGUGGAUGAUGUUAAGAAGAUGUUUCUACUUCGUGCGCGCGCUGCGGAAACCUUGGAUUUCGAUGACGACGAGGAAGGGGAAGAAGGGUCAAGCUGUCCUGCUUGUGGAGAUUACCUUACCAACGAGACUGGUCGAAUUCUUGGGUGCAAGCAUGAGAUGUGUUUUGACUGUCUACUUGAUAUGCGGAACGCUCCCAUCGCUCACAACGGCGAAUUUGGAAACGGCAGCGAAAAGGAGAACCUCGCUGCGGAGAAGAAGUAUGAAGAAGCAGCUUCCAAGGGUCACAGGCCAUGUCCAACGUGCAAAGAAAUGCAGAACGUUGGCGAUUCAAAAGUUUUCAGAUCCAUAGCCUUUCAGCCUACCGAUGAGGAAUUAACCAAACAUGCCAAACGAAAACGCACGCUUAAGCGGGCUGUUGUCGGUUACGACAUAUCCGAUGAAGAAGAACAGACAUCGCUGGAAGAACGGAUUGCGUCAGACUCAGACGACGACUUGCCCGAUAUUGCGAAUAUUAUGCUGCCCAAGAAGAAGAAGGCCAGGGUUGAACGAGACGAUGAUACUUUGGAUCUGACAAUUGACGAUAUAUCUGCAUCGUCAAGGUCCGAAGACGUUUACAUGAGUCAGUCAUCUGAAAAGUUCUCCCCCGCAAAGCGUAAGACAUCAAAGAAAGCUGGAGAUGGACCUUCAGAAGCUCUGAUCGCAACAUGGCGGAAGGGUGACGAUGAUAUGGAGCCGAGUACAAAGAUGUUAAAAUUACUAUCUCUAUUGAAAGAAUGGGACGCCAGCGGGGAUAAAACUAUAUGCUACUCACAGUGGACAUCUAUGCUCGAUCUUCUCGAGACAUUAUUUUCUCGAUACGGAAUUCGCAGCGUGCGUUUUGACGGAAAGAUGGACCGAGCAUCCAGAGACCAAGCAAUACAAACAUUCAAAGGGGCAGGAGGACCUAAGGUCAUUUUAAUCAGCACAAAAUGCGGUGGUGUUGGACUGAACCUGGUGGCGGCUAACAGGAUCGUCAAUAUGGACCUGUCAUGGAACUAUGCAGCGGAGUCACAGGCUUAUGACCGGGCUCAUCGAAUCGGGCAGGAUAAGUCUGUAUGGGUUAAACGACUCGUUGUAGAAAACACCAUUGAAGAACGUAUGUUAAAACUUCAAGAUGUCAAAGUUGGUCUUGCGGAGGCUGCCCUCGGUGAAGGGACAGGUAAUAAACUGCACAAGCUCAGUGUAAAAGAUAUCAAAUUUUUGUUUAAUAUGAAUAAGGACCAGAAUGGUGAUGAGUAAUGCGAACCCUAAGAGAAUCCAUUUUUCUCUUCCCUCAGCCCUGGAUUGGCCCUGGAGAUACUUGACUUAUUAUGUAUUCUAGUACUCUUUACUCUAGUACAUUUUCUGUAUAUCGUUAGGUAUAAGUAGCUCUGAUGCUAUAUCUAAUUAUAAUCUAAUGUCGUCGGUUGGAGGAACUCAAAAAA
Molecule: messenger RNA, 2963 nt
Organism: Desarmillaria tabescens
Lineage: Eukaryota; Fungi; Basidiomycota; Agaricomycetes; Agaricales; Physalacriaceae
Product: SNF2 family DNA-dependent ATPase
Exons: 31
Coding region: 34-2778 (914 amino acids)
Biological process (GO): double-strand break repair via homologous recombination
Cellular component (GO): nucleus; cytoplasm
Molecular function (GO): ATP binding; metal ion binding; ATP-dependent chromatin remodeler activity
Source: RefSeq, a predicted model, not a curated record